AUGUUGUGGGGGACAGUGUCAAACGCUUUCCACGAUCUUGCCAGGCACAGAGUGUCAUUUUAUGGUGAUAGCUUUGUGGAGUUGAACAUGGUAGAAAUAUCCUCUCAGAUAUCCUUACAGUUACGGUUUCGAACAAGCAAGCCACAUGGACUGCUUUUUCUUGCAGCUGGGACAAAGGGUUAUUGUUUAAUGGAGCUACAUUCAGGAUACUUGGAGGUGAGAAUUAACUUUGGCAUGGGGGAGCGAGUACUGCAUUCUCAGCGAAGAUCUCAGCUGAAUGAUUUAGCUUGGCACCUGGUUGAACUGCAUCAUGAACAUGACAAUGUCACAUUGGUAAUUGAUAAGCAGGAUACAAAUAGUGCUAAAAUGCCUGGAAUUUUCUAUGAAUUAAAUAUUGAUUAUGGAUUCUACAUAGGUGGUACUAGUAAACUUGAUGUUCCCUACCUUGUUGGAGCACUACCUAGUUUCCGAGGAUGUAUUGAUGAUGUAUCAUUCAAUCAGCUAGACAUUCUGAUGCCUCUGAGACCUUCUCCUGGCUUUAAAAAUGUCCAUGAAGUUUCAGUGGGAUGCAGUGAUGAAUUCUUUGCAGAUGAAGAUGAACCCAUUAGUUUCUUCAGUUCCAGAUCCUAUAUUUCUUUCCCAUCGUGGAACGUGGAUGAUGAGGGUAUCUUGGAGUAUACAUUGCAAACCUCAGCCACACGUGGCUUGCUCCUUUACCAUGCUGGGCAAGUGGGAGAUUUUAUUGCAAUGGAAAUAGAAAAUGGACUGAUUAAAGCCCAUGUUGGAAAAUUUAGAAGUAGAACCCAGCUUUCCUCUCAUAAGUCAGUCAAUGAUAGUCAGUGGCACUACAUCAGACUGAAAUUUACUGCAGAAUAUUUGCAGCUGACACUGGAUGAAGAAACUGUGAAAAAAUCAUUGCCUCCCUACAGUAAGCUGCCCCUUCUGGAGGGGUCUCUCUUUGUAGGUGGUGUAGAUGACAGGACACGAUCAGAAGUGAUGAAGUUAGAGCUAGUCUCAGUGCCUGGGAAGUAUGCCAGAGGAGGAUCCUUCAAAGGUUGCAUACGAGACCUGAAAACCAAUUCAGAAAAGAAAUCGCUUAAGAAUGUUCUGGUAACAAAGGACAUUUCAGCUGGAUGUGAAACAAAGAGUGCUUUUAAUACAAACCUUUCUUUAGAGAUGGCUGUGAAGAGCCCUACUGUGAAAGCAGCCCCAACAUUUGCCGUUUCCUCUGAAAACUCUGUCUUUUCAGGCAAGGAAGACAAAAGCCACUUUUUACUUAUUAGUAACUUGACUGUGCUUGAGGGUGGACAAGCUUUACUUGAAUCUAAACAUAUUGAUGUCAACUUAGACUUUCAGAAAUUAGGUAUUCAUCUAUCACAAAUUCUUUUUGAAAUUAAAAAAAUGCCCUCUCAUGGAAACUUGAAAUUGGAUGUUGAACCAGCACAGGAGGUAAAUACAUUUACUCUGCAGGACAUACGGCAAGGGAAGAUUCUCUAUGUCCAUGAUGGCUCUGAGGGCACUUAUGAUUCUUUUAAUUUCUCCAUUUCUACCAGCAGGCAGAAGAUUGUGCCUCCAUAUUUGCAAGGAAGUGAGCAGCACGUGUUUAGCAUUACUGUCACUCCAGUGAAUGAUGCACCUGAAAUUAUACUUCCCAAGGGAAACUUGCUUCUUCUCUUGGAGAACUCAAAGAAACGUUUGACUACUGAUCUGAUAAAAGUUCUAGAUAAGGAUACAGAUCCUGCUGGUCUGAGUCUUUCAGUGCUUGGAAAUCUGAAUGCAGAAGUAGGGUAUUUAGAAGAUUCAAAGCAUCUUGGAAAAGCUAUUACUACUUUUUCUAAUGAGGACUUAAGAGAAGGCACUGUUUUCUUUGUUCACAGAGGCAUCAAGAACUCAAGGAUUGUUCUGAGGGCAAGUGAUGGUGAGAAAGUGAGCAACACUGUUGUGUUACGCAUCAUGGCAGUUCCAUUGGAUUACAGAGUUGUUAACAAUUUGGGAAUAAAACUACUCCAAGGUUUUACAGCUCUGAUCACACCUAGGCAUCUUGCAGUUGAAACAAAUACCAACCUCCAGGAGCUGGAGAUCCGCUACGAGAUCACAGAACCACCCCAGUUUGGGGAAGUCCAAAGGCAGCAUUCACGGGGGGAAUGGAAGCGAGUCAGCUCUUUUUCUCAACGCUCUCUUGAGCGCAGCCGUGUGAGAUACUGUAGCACUUUUAAAGAAAUACAGCUGGGAAAUGUUACUGACCAAUUUAAAUUCAAAGUUAGUAUAGGAAACAGAAUGAGUGAAGAGCACAUGUUUCCAGUCAAAGUGAAAUGGUUGAGAUACAGUUUAUUGAAACAUGCUCCUCUAGAAAUUGAAAAAUCAAAGAAGAAGUACUUGAAUUCAGAUAAUCUUUUUGCUGUUAUUGUGGAUCUAGAAAUACCUGAAGAUGAGCUUAAUUUUAAAUUGCUAUCCCUACCAAAGAAUGGACAGAUACUACUUAAUGACCAGCCUUUGGAAAAAGGUUCGGUCUUUAGCCAGAAAGAUAUUACUGAUCAAAAAGUGGCAUAUGAAUUAAACUGCAGAUAUCAUGGAAAUAACAUUGAUUUAUUUCAGUUCCUCAUUUCUACAAAGUAUCUGGAAUCAAAUGUGUACAGCUUUGAAGUUUACAUCAAAUCAGAUUUCAGAAACAUCAUUUUGACUAACAAUGGCCUUAGAGUUACUGAAGGUGAAGGAGAGUUAAUAACAAGCACAGAGCUGUUUGUGCAAACACCAGAUAAUAAAACUUUCCAAUAUAAAGUUGUACAGUUUCCUAAACAUGGGAAAUUAAAACUCAUUAAUUUUUCAGGCUCAUUCGAAAAUAAUGACAAUCUCACCACUUUCACUAACAAAGAUAUAACUAAUAAGCAUCUUAUGUACGUGCAUGACGAUUCAGAGACAGUGUUUGAUGAAUUUCUUGUCAGAGCUUUCAGUUCCAGUGAAGAGUCAGGAAACUGGACAAACUUGGAUCCUGAAGUAGAACCUUUGUCAGUAGAAAUUAGAUUCAACAUUUCUGUCCAGCUGAAGAAUGAUGAGAAACCAGUACGUGUAAUUGAUAAGAUAUUUAACAUAGUGAGAAAUGGGCAGCGAUUACUGACUUUGUCAGAUCUUUGCUAUCAUGAUCCUGAUUCUGAUUUUGAUGAUGGACAGUUGCUAUAUACUAGACGUGGCAUUUCCAAUGGAGAGUUGGUGCUAACAAAUGAUACUUCAUACAGACUCUACCAAUUUAGACAAGUGGACCUGGAGCAAAAGCAAGUCCUGUUUAUACACCGUGGUGCGGAUUUUGGGCGUUUUGUGCUCUUUGUGACAGAUGGCAAACACUACACCUCUUUGCUUCUAGAAGUUAGUGCCACUGAUCCUUAUGUUAAGUUGGCAAAUAAUACAGGCUUGUUGGUUCAAAAAGGGAAAGAGGAAGCUGUUACAACAGCUAACCUAAGUGCUAUUACAAACCAAGAUAUAAGAAACAAUCAUGAACUCAUAUAUGAGAUAUUCUCUUUCCCAAAAUAUGGAAGAAUAUACGUAAAUAAUCUGUUAAUGGAUACCUUUUCUCAACUUGAUCUGAUAAAGGGGUAUGUGACCUACAGGCAUGAUGACAGCAGCAAUUUUAUUGAUGCAUUUAACUUUACGGUGCAUGCUAGAGAUGUCCAUCUGGAUGCUGGACUGCAUGUUCGCAUAUAUUUGGAAAGUCAUAAGUGGCCACCAACAGUUGUGAACAAAAACCAUCUCUUGGUUGAAGAAGGAAAACCAGUUAAAAUCAGUAAAGGAAAACUUCAAGUUGUUCAUGAAGACAGUUCUCCAUCUGAGAUUGUGUUCACAGUAACACAGUUUCCAGUGCAUGGAUACAUUCGGAAGUUUUCCUCAGAAGAAAGUUAUCUCAGUGCUGACCAAAGACCAGUUUUGAGCUUCACACAGCAAGAUGUUGAUGAGGGCAAAGUUCAGUAUGUGCAGACAGUUCCUGACCAACUGGAUGACCGUUUUUCUCUGGAUGUGACUAAUGGUGUCCAAACAGUGAGUGGAAUAGAGGUCUCAGUAGACAUCAUCCCAAGAACGAUUCCACUGGAAGUACAGAACUUCACUGUGACUGAAGGGGGCUCUAAAGCCCUGGUGGAAGACUAUCUAAAAAUUUCUAGUAGACACUUUGUUGGACUUAGCUGUGAAUUUGUUUUAAUUGAGCAGCCAAAACAUGGGUAUGUCGAAAACUCUCGUGUUCCUGGAAUAAAGUUAACUACAUUCACCAGAAAACAGGUGGAACAAGAAUUAAUCUACUAUGUUCAUGAUGACAGUGAAGAACUGAUGGACAAUUUUACUGUGAUAGUGAAUAACACAGAAUUAUGGAAACAAAGCUUGCCCAAAAGUUUUGUAACAGUUACUGCAGUAAAUGAUGAAGCUCCUGUUAUAAGAGUUAACAGAAUUCUUCGGGUCUGGGUGGGUUCAGUCACAGAAAUAACUAUUGAUGACCUCUGUGCAGAAGACAAGGACUCCACACCAUCAGAACUCAUAUAUUCUGUUACUCAGCCUAGCAAUGGGCUUGCUCUGAAGUCUUCUCCAAACAAGAGCAUCUUCUAG
Melopsittacus undulatus (budgerigar) is the source of this 4584-nucleotide messenger RNA. Its product is annotated as chondroitin sulfate proteoglycan 4-like. Lineage: Eukaryota; Metazoa; Chordata; Aves; Psittaciformes; Psittaculidae. The record is from RefSeq and is a predicted model, not a curated record. Gene Ontology annotation, biological process: anatomical structure morphogenesis.